AUGUCCUGGAAUUGCCAGGGAGCUGCGUCCACUGGCUUUAGACGCGCUCUCUCCUCUUUUGUCAAUAAAUUCAAAGUUGAUAUGGUGGGCUUACUGGAGCCGAGGAUCUCAGGUAACGCUGCUGACAAGGCUUGCAAAAGCUUUGGCUUUGUAAACUGGCUCAGAGUCGAAGCAGUUGGGUUCAGUGGCGGAAUUUGGCUUUUGUGGAACAACAAUCUGAAGGUGGAGAUUAUUGUAACUAACCCCCAGUUCAUCCUUACCAGAAUUGGUGAGGAGAACAGAAAUAUAGGGCUGGUGUCUUUCGUCUAUGGUAGUCCGUCUCAAAGUUACAGGAACAAACUUUGGGAAGGGCUCUCCAACGACAGGUUCAGCAUGAGGGAAAGCUGGCUCUCGGUGGGAGACUACAAUGCUGUUACUUGCAUGGAGGAUGUGAGCAACACGGAGAAUUUUGGCAACAACAGAUGUGCAGGUAUGCGUCAAUGGAUAUUCAAAGAAGGAUUAAUUGACUUGGGUUUUUUUGGUGCUAGGUACACUUGGACGAGAGGAAAGGAGAAAGCCACUUUUACUGGAGCUCGCCUUGAUCGAGCUUUGUGCAACCUGGAGUGGACUACGAAUCAUCCGGAGACCAAGGUGACUCACUUAACUCGGGUUUGUUCAGACCAUUCUCCUCUUCUUAUCGAGCUUGGAUCAACCACAAGAACUAGCGGGAACCUGGCCUUUCAAUUCCAAGCUGCUUGGAUAAGGCAUCCUAUGUUUUUAAAAAUGAUAGAAGGCCACUGGAAGAGCAACAUGAGUAUUAUUGAAAAUAUAACAGCCACUCAAAAUAAUUGUAAGGAGUGGAAUAAAUCAGUGUUUGGCAACAUCGAAAAUAGGAAAAGAAAGCUCAUGGCACGAAUUGAUGGUAUUCAACGGUGCAUGGGAAGUCAAUCAAGUAAUGGGCUCAUUAAACUUGAAAGAAAGCUUAGGAAAGAAUUAGAGGAGGUCCUACAUCAAGAAGAGUUGAAAUGGUUUCAGAAAUCUAAAGAAGACUGGAUCCUUUCUGGCGAUUUAAAUACGAAAUACUACCAUGCUGCAACCAUGGUCCGUCGGACCAGGAAUAAAGUUUAUGGUCUCAAGGAUGAUAACGACAAUUGGGUAAGCGAAAAGGCUAAGUUAGAAGCCAUGGUUCAAAAUUAUUUUAAAGGUCUGUACAGGAAAGAAAAUGAGGAGUCCAACCAUGAUGAUUUUACGGGUAUGUUCCCACCUAUUCAAGAGGAACAAUGGCUACACAUGAACAGACAGGUUACCAAAGAUGAAGUGCGAGAUGCCUUAAUGGAGAUGGCCUCGCUCAAGGCCCCGGGUCCAGAUGGACUCCAUGCAAUGUUCUACCAAAAAUCAUGGAGCAUUGUAGGGGAUAGUUUAUAUCAACUAGUGAAUGAUUUUUUCAAUAUUGGCAGCCUCCCAAAUGGUCUCAAUGAGACCAAUAUCGUUCUUAUCCCAAAAGUUCAAAGGCCGGAGAAGGUGAAUCAAUUAAGGCCCAUAAGUCUCUGCAAUGUGGCAUAUAAAUUGGUCACAAAAAUCAUGGCGCAAAGACUUAAAUUAAUUAUGCCAGAGGUGGUUAGCCCCAAUCAAGGAAGUUUUGUAUCCGAGAGACAGAUAACGGAUAAUAUUAUUACCUAUCAAGAGAUCCUUCAUACAAUUCGUACCGAGAAGAACCAGCCAGGCUAUAUGGUUUUGAAGAUUGAUCUCGAAAAAGCUUACGACAGACUGGACUGGAGCUUUAUUCGAAACACUCUUCAAGAAGUUGGCCUCAAUGACGUUUGGGUUAGAAACAUCAUGCAUUGUGUGGAAUCCGCAGAGAUGUCCAUUCUAUGGGAGGGGAACAAACUUGAACGUUUCAAACCGGAAAGAGGAGUCAGGCAAGGAGACUCCAUUUCUCCUUACCUUUUCGUUCUUUGCAUUGAGCGUUUAGGUCAUAUUAUAACCGAGGCAGUCACUCAAGGUAGUUGGAAAGGAAUCAAAGUGUCGAGGAAUGGGCCGAGCAUAUCUCACCUCUUCUUCGCAGACGACAUGGUUUUGUUUGCGGAAGCAAAUGAGAGCCAAAUUUGUACGAUCAUGAAUUGCCUCGACAGAUUCUGUAAGUCUUCUGGGCAAAAAGUUAAUAAAAUUAAAUCAAACAUUUUCUUUUCUAAAAAUGUUUGCAGGGAAGAUGUGCACAAAAUAGCCACAAUUGCGGGCAUUCCGGCAACUGAUGACUUAGGCAGAUAUCUAGGGGUCCCCUCCCUCCAUGGGAGGAUCACAAAAGAACACUGCAGAAGUAUCUUGGAUCGAGUUCAGAGUAAGUUAGAAGGGUGGAAGACCCGUUUCUUAAGCCUUGCAGGAAGACACGUUUUGACCCAAUCGGUCCUUAAUGCCAUUCCCUCGUAUGCAAUGCAAACUAUGUUUCUGCCGAAGGGGGUGUGUGAUGCAAUCGACAAGACCACGAGAAACUUCUUAUGGGGAGGAGAUGGCACCAAGAGAAAAACGAGCCUUGUGAACUGGGAUACGGUUACUUUGCCAAAAGAAGAAGGCGGUCUUGGAAUCAAAUCAAUGAGGAACAUGAACCUUGCCUUACUCGCUAAGCUUGGAUGGCGAAUUCUCAAAGAUGGAACUAGUACUUGGUCCCAGAUCCUUUCAUGCAAAUACAUGAAAGCAGAAAGGAGCAUGGAUAGAAUGAAAAGGAAAAGGAAUGACUCCAAUAUCUGGAAGGGCAUUUGUGCAGCUGUGCCUAUUCUUGAGAGAGGUAUGAUGAAAGUGGUAAUGAACGGUAAAAAUACUAGUUUCUGGGAGGAUCGCUGGAUCGGUGACGAAUCUCUCCGGAGUUUUUUGAUCGGUCCAAUGCAAAGGGAUGCUGGCAAUAUUAAGGUGGCGGAAAUAUGGGAUGGAAGAGGUCGUUGGGACUGGGACGCUAUCGACAUAGGUCUCCACCCCGACAAAAGAGCCGAACUAGCUGCGAGAGUUAUUAUUAAUGAUGAGCAAAGAGUUGAUAGUAUGGGAUGGAGCCCUAAUGAGGAUAAAUCUUUCUCGACUAGAUCAGCUUACAAACUAACUCGCCAAACUACAGGAAACCAAGAGAAUGGAGAGUGGGAGGCAACCUGGAAGCUCCGAGUUCCUAAUCGAAUUCGUACCUUCAUCUGGCUAGUCCAACAUGGACGAAUUAUGUGUAACUCUGAGAGAAGAAAGAGGGGCUUCACAGCAGAUGAACGUUGUGCCAUUUGUGGUGCAGAAAAGGAGGAUGUGGAACAUACCAUGAGAAGUUGCCCAGCAGCAGAGGAAGUGUGGAAGCUAAUCAACAAUGGAGAUAAUCAAGGUAUGUCUCUAAACUCAGAUUUUAACACCUGGCUUAAAACCAAUGUGACAGGGAACCAGGGAGGACAACGAAGAAGGCAAAGAUGUGCCAGAUUUGCCAUAACGGCAUGGUGGAUUUGGAAGUGGAGAAACGAUAGAGUUUUUAAUGGAGUGGAGAAGGACAUCAAUGAAAAGAUUGCCUGGCUACACCGACAGUUCAAGGAAGUCGAGGAUGUGUUAAGCAGGAACGCGGAGCAAGGAGGAAGACAAAGAGAAGACACCAGACGCAAACAACCUUGGAGACCCCCAAAUGAAGGAUGGAUCAAAGUUAAUACAGAUGGAUGUGCUCGAACGAAAGGACAUUCAGCUUGCGGUGGAGUUCUAAGGAACAACGAAGGACAGUAUAUAGGAGGUUUUUCAAAGAAGAUUGGUACCUGCAGUGCUUUGGAAGCAGAAGUUUGGGGAAUUUAUGUUGGAAUACAAAAGGCAUGGGAGUUGGGUUAUAGGAAAGUGAUGUUUGAGACAGAUUGCUCCAAAGCUAUAAAUUUGAUUAAUGGAGCAGAGGACUACGAUGGAACGGCAAAGAACCUGGUUCAGCUUUGUCGAGAUGCCAAAACACGCAAUUGGGAGAUUUCUUUCACUUAUGCUCCUAGGGAACAAAAUAAAGUGGCGGACAUGUUGGCCAACCAGGCUUACACACAAGGGGAUGUUUUCAAUUGGUUUGUUAGCCCACCAAGAGACAUCCAAAGAUUUCUACGUGAAGAUGAGCUUGGCCUCUUUGGCGAGACUUUUAUUGUGAGGGUUGCAUAA
Messenger RNA from Ipomoea nil (Japanese morning glory), 4116 nucleotides. RefSeq lists its product as uncharacterized. The record is from RefSeq and is a predicted model, not a curated record. The transcript has a single exon. The coding region runs from base 1 to 4116 and encodes 1371 amino acids. NCBI's taxonomy places the organism in Eukaryota, Viridiplantae, Streptophyta, Magnoliopsida, Solanales, Convolvulaceae. Gene Ontology annotation, molecular function: RNA-DNA hybrid ribonuclease activity; nucleic acid binding.